Paramecium tetraurelia is the source of this 2217-nucleotide messenger RNA. RefSeq lists its product as uncharacterized. Lineage: Eukaryota; Ciliophora; Oligohymenophorea; Peniculida; Parameciidae. The transcript has 6 exons. The record is from RefSeq and is a predicted model, not a curated record.
AUGUCAUCAGUUCGUCAUGUGGACAAAAAUAUCAUAUUUGUGCUUAAGGACUAGUAGUAGAAUAAUGAAAUGAAACGAUAAAUCCGCAAAAUUAAUAAAGAGAAACUAAAAAUAAUCUUGUAAAUAAGUGGAUGCAAAGCUUCUCAUUCGUAUCACCUUUGUGAAAAAAUAUUUGUUUAAAUACUCAGUAAAUUGUCUGAAAAUAUUGAGAAGCAAAAGAAUGCCAUCCUCUUUGAUCAAAUUUCUAAUCCCUAAUUUAAACAAAUUACUAUAACUGAGAAAGAGUUUAAGGAACAUGUAUUUAGUUCACUCCUUGAAAAAAAAUAUAUUCAAGUCAAAGGAGAACUAUAUAGAGAAGAUUUCGAAAUAGCAUGGAAUCUUACAGAAAAGAAACAGCCAUUAAUAAUUUUAUUGGGAGGUACAUCAGGUACAGGCAAAAGUACAGCAAGCAGUAUUUUAGCAUCAAGAUUUGGGAUUUCUACAGUUUUAAGUACGGAUUCUAUAAGACAUAUUAUGAGGAAUUUCCUAUCCAAAGAUGAUAAUCCAGUAUUAUUUGCUAGUACAUAUGAAGCUGGUAAGACGUUGCCAGACUUAAAUAUUAGUGAUCAAAGAAGGAUAAUCAAAGGCUAUAAAGCAUAAUGCCAAUUAGUUUAAUAGAGAUUAGAAUAUGUCAUAGAGACUUUUAAUGAAAAGAUGGAGUCUAUUAUUAUUGAGGGAGUACAUUUGACACCAAUAUUCAUGAUGAAAAUGAUGAAAAAAUACAAGAGAGUGUUACCGUUUGCUAUUUGCAUUAAGAAGGAAUCAAAACAUAAGGAGAGAUUUGCAGUUAGAUCUAAAUAUAUGACCUUAGAUUCGAGACAUAAUAAAUAUAUUGAAAACUUUCAGAAUAUUAGAUUGAUUCAGAAAUGGUUCCUAGAAAAAGCAGAUGAGUUUCUAAUUCCUAAAGUUGAUAAUGUGAACGUUGAUAAAAGUAUUGACACCAUCCAUAGAACCAUAAUUCAAUACAUUAAACAUUCUUGUGAAGAUUUAUAAAUUAAUGAACUCAAGAAUGCAUUACCCAUUUAUGAGGAGUUUAAUAAAAUUAUCAGCAGUGUAAUCAGUGAUGCUUAAAAUUCAAAAGAGGUUAAGGAUUAUAUUCAUAGCAAAGUCAAUAAAUCAGAAAUAGUUGAAUAAUUCAUUCAAUAAAUGAAUGAGUAUUAAGUUGAUACAGGCACUCCUCCCUUUCAAGAGAGUGAUAAAUCCAAUCCAAAAGUGCUCAUCCAAUAAUCUGUGUAAAAGUUCAAUGAAAUCAAUUCAAAAAAUGAAAAAUCAGAUAAUUAAAAUAAUCUAACCAAUAAAACAGAGGUCAAUUACAUUGUUGAUGAUUAAAAUGAAAAGAAAGACAAUAUUAAUCAUAUAAGCGAUUAAGAAGAUGAAACUGAAGAACGAAGGAGAAGAAAUCAAGAUACAAAUACUAUUGAAAAAUUAAAAAAGACUAAAUCCUUAGAAACACUUGUGACAGUUGCAAAUGAAGAAUAGAUUUAAAAGGAACCCAUUAAAGAAUAGACUGUUAAAAAGAAUUUGAGAGUGGUGUUCCAGGAAUUAGAAAAUGAAAAGGAAGAAUAAGAAUUCAUUGAAUAACGACCUCAUAAGACCAAUUACAAAGGGAUUCUUCAACAUCUAACAAAACAUAAAAGAAUAUUUAUCAGUAAGAGCAUUCCAUCAUCCAAUCUUAUUUUUAUAAAGAAAAUGAUAUCUAAUUAUAAUAAGAAUUAUCAAAGUCAUGAUAGAAUUAAGUUACUCUAGAACAAUGAUGGAAGUUAUUGCUUAUUUAAAAUUAAUGUGCAAAAAAUUCAUAGAAAAAAUGCAUCCAGAGAAGAAUCUUCAAGUGAACCUGAUGAUAAUGAUUAAUCUAUUGCUCAAUAAGGCAAAUCAUUCAUGACUCCAUCUAACUUCCCAUUUAGUGAGAGAAGAGAUCAAUCGGAUGGAGAUUCUGUAAGAUUUCGAAAUGAUGGAAUCAGUGAUGAAGAAGAAAUUGAAAAUGAUAAUGAUGCUGUUAAUUCUGUUGAAGAAGUAUCAAGUUCUGAGGAAGGAGGAGAUUUAGAAAAUUUGAAAUCUAAAAUGAAUGAUGAUGAAGAAGAUUAUUUUGAACUCUAAAAUAUCAUAGAGGAGGAUGAAUUUUAAGAGGAGAUAGAAUAGCAAAUGCAUAAUGAUUUGAUUCAAUAGAAGGUUGUCUGA